This is a messenger RNA of Funneliformis geosporum, 325 nucleotides long. NCBI's taxonomy places the organism in Eukaryota, Fungi, Glomeromycota, Glomeromycetes, Glomerales, Glomeraceae. The record is from the annotation of a GenBank genome assembly.
UGAUUUGGGAUUAUGUAAACCUGUAAAUUAUUUUCAAUCAUUUAAAAAUAAUGAUAUUUAUGGUGUUUUACCAUUUGUAACACCUGAAGUUUUAAGAGGCCAACCUUAUACUUUAGCUACUCAUGAUUUUCAACUUAGUUUAGAUAUUUGUAAAGGUAAAUGUCCUAAAAUCAUUGAAAAUACUUCACAAUGUUAUAUAGAUUUGAUGAAAAAAUGUUGGAAUAUAAAUCCAUUAAAAAGACCAACUGCAACAGAAAUUAAAAAGAUUAUUGAAAAUUGGAAAAAAAAUAUUACUAUUAAUAAUUUUAAUAAAGAAUUAAAGAAG